AAGUAGGGAAGAAGCAGCUUUAAGCAACAGCGAAGUCCUUCCUACCCAGAGUUGCGGGCCGCUAUCACUUAUACAGAGGUUUUGUCUUGGUUACAGCUCAAUGCUCAACUCUCAAUACGUGGCCUGCCCAUCAACACACUAAGAAUAUUGUAAAACGUGGCUCAGAUCCGCACGUUCAUUUGGAAUUGGUGCAUCGUCAACCGUCCACCCCGGAAAGAUUGAAAGCCCGGCGUUUCCAAGAGCCGCCUCCAAUAACAAGGUGGCAACUUGAUCUGCUUCAAACUGUCCAAGCAUGACAGAAACGACGUCGUUACAGUAGAAGAAUGGGAGAAAAAAUGUUGGAGACUUUGGACGACAGCACAGCCACGUAGGCAGGAUUACAACAUAGAGGACGUGGCGAUAUCUGUUUGGGUUUUCGAAAGUCGGCGGGUGUACGAACAUAAGUAGAUACCUUUCCACUUUCCCCUUCUGAGAAACCACCGAGAAUUUGAAGAUAAAAGCUCAUUACGCCAUUACAUCAGACAUCGGAACUAGCCCUACUUUCGUAAUUUCGACUCCAUAAUCAAGUCCCCAGACAUUCUCCGGACGAUUCAUUAAUUCCCCUCUCCGAUCCCUCCAUAGAUUUGCUUGCGGCUUUCCCCUCUGCCUCACUCUCAACUCCCGAGUCGUUUCCCAAUUUUUAAUCUUCCUUAAAUACCCACCCCCCUUCGCGCUUCAAUAACCAUCCAUAGAGCUAAAGCGUUAAUAGAAACGGAGAUGGCGUUGUCUGACUGCGUGGUGGGGAACUUGACGACGAUCUAUGUGGCCGUGAUCGCGGGGAUCAAGGUCUAUGGGUGUGCCUGUGGCCGGAGCUUCAGUGGUGGUUUUGUGCUGAUUGUGUCGACCAUCGUGGUGGGCCUCAUCUUGAUCGGGACGCUGACAUGGGACGUGUCCCGCAAGGCCACGUAUGCAGUUUCGCGCGAGCACGCCCACGAAAUGUGCAGGGGUGGUAUAUGUUGGCACGGCGUGGCGGUGAAGUCUCCUGCUUCUCAGGUCCGGUUCAGGCUACCGCAGCAAACCCCACACGGCCGUUUGUAAAAACAAGCUUUAAGGAAAAAAGCAAAGAGCAAAGGGUUUCAACACUGUAAGAUACAUAAGUCUUCUUUUUGGUUGGUGGUGUUUGUUGCUUGAGUUGUUGUCUUUAAAUAUUAAAAACCACGAGGUGUUUGCUAUUUUGAUUGAGAGGAAGAGUGUACAUGUAAUAAUUACUAUCGAAUGGAAUCAGUUUUGUGCAUAAA
This is a messenger RNA of Juglans microcarpa x Juglans regia, 1277 nucleotides long. RefSeq lists its product as uncharacterized. The record is from RefSeq and is a predicted model, not a curated record. NCBI's taxonomy places the organism in Eukaryota, Viridiplantae, Streptophyta, Magnoliopsida, Fagales, Juglandaceae. The coding region runs from base 757 to 1077 and encodes 106 amino acids. The transcript has a single exon.